UUCUCAUCACUCUCUCUCUCUCUCUCUCUCACACACACACACACACAACUGUACUCUCUCUUCUGGUGAUUUGAAGAAAACCCUAAUUCCCAAUUUUUCAUUUUUUUUGUCGUUUUGUUUCUUCACUCGUCUUCUCCGGCGAGAGGAGAUUGUUUUUUUGGGUGGAUCUAAAGGAAGAUAAAGUUUCAUCCUUUCACUAUGCAAUCCUGAGAAAAUAACACCCACUAAGGAAAUGUCAAGCUCCGACCCGAAACCCGGAUCCAAACCGGGUCAAUGGCCACCAGCUCCUGAAUCAGCCGCAAUGCCGCCGUCUUCCUGGGCUAAAAAAACCGGAUUCCGUCCUAAAUUCUCCGGCGAGACUACCGCCACUGAUUCCGGUCAGCUCUCAUUACCUGUUAGAGCUAGACAACAAGAGACCCAACCGGAUCUUGAAGCUGGUCAAGCUAGGCUCCGUCCUCCUCCUGCCUCCGCCGUAGCUAACGGUGAGACUGAUAAGGAUAAGAGAGAGAAGCCACCGCCACCACCUCCAACAGCAACAACAACAGCGCCACCGCAACCACCUCCCGGUUCUGUUUCUGUUCCGGUUAAGGAUCAGCCGGUUAAGAGGAGAAGAGAUUCUGAUGGGGUUGUUGCAAGAUCAAAUGGAGCUAAUGGGUCAGGCGACCCGGUUAGAAGACCGGGUCGUAUUGAAGAGACAGUUGAGGUUUUGCCUCAGAGUAUGGAUGAUGAUUUAGUGGCUAGGAAUUUGCAUAUGAAGUAUGGUCUCAGAGAUACUCCUGGACUUGUUCCAAUUGGGUUCUAUGGUUUGCAGCAUUACCUUUCAAUGCUAGGCUCAUUGAUUCUGGUUCCACUUGUUAUUGUUCCUGCAAUGGGAGGUUCGCACGAGGACAUUGCAAAUGUUGUUUCGACUGUGCUUUUUGUCUGUGGGAUCACUACAUUGUUGCAUACUUCGUUUGGGUCGAGGCUUCCUUUGAUUCAAGGUCCUUCCUUUGUUUUUCUGGCUCCAGCUUUGGCUAUCAUUAACUCACCAGAGUUUCAAGGUUUGAAUGGAAAUAAUAACUUCAAGCAUAUCAUGAGAGAGCUGCAAGGUGCAAUCAUAAUCGGUUCAGCUUUUCAAGCAGUGCUCGGAUACAGUGGUCUAAUGUCGCUGAUUUUGAGGUUGGUCAAUCCAGUAGUUGUUGCUCCAACGAUUGCUGCUGUUGGACUCUCGUUUUACAGCUAUGGUUUUCCACUUGUUGGUAAAUGUCUUGAGAUUGGUGUAGUGCAGAUCCUACUUGUGAUCAUCUUUGCUCUUUACCUCCGGAAAAUCUCUGUUUUAAGCCAUCGUAUUUUCCUUAUUUAUGCGGUUCCAUUGAGUCUUGCAAUUACUUGGGCAGCUGCAUUCCUUUUAACUGAAACAGGAGCUUACACUUACAAAGGUUGUGACCCAGACGUUCCUGUCUCAAAUGUUGUUUCAAGCCGCUGCAGAAAAUACAUGACCAGAAUGAAGUAUUGUCGGGUUGAUACUUCUCAUGCACUGAGUUCCGCCCCUUGGUUUAGGUUUCCUUACCCCUUGCAAUGGGGUGUGCCAAUAUUCAGCUGGAAAAUGGCUUUUGUUAUGUGUGUGGUCUCUAUAAUUGCUUCAGUAGACUCGGUUGGCUCGUACCAUGCGUCUUCUCUAUUAGUAGCAUCGAGACCUCCAACUCGAGGUGUUGUGAGUCGGGCAAUCGGUCUCGAAGGUUUCACAAGUGUCUUAGCUGGUCUUUGGGGUACGGGUACUGGCUCAACCACUCUAACGGAAAACGUUCACACAAUUGCUGUGACCAAAAUGGGAAGCCGCAGAGUCGUUGAGUUAGGAGCAUGUGUUUUGGUUAUAUUUUCCCUGGUUGGUAAGGUUGGAGGGUUUCUUGCAUCAAUUCCGCAAGUCAUGGUUGCUUCUCUUCUUUGCUUUAUGUGGGCAAUGUUUACGGCUUUAGGUCUUUCCAACUUACGCUACAGUGAAGCUGGAAGCUCGCGGAAUAUUAUAAUUAUUGGGUUAGCGUUGUUCUUUUCUCUCUCUGUCCCAGCUUACUUCCAGCAGUAUGGCAUAUCUCCAAACUCGAACCUCUCUGUUCCAAGUUAUUACCAACCUUACAUUGUCUCGUCUCAUGGGCCUUUCAAAAGCCAAUAUAAAGGGUUGAACUAUGUGAUGAACACGCUCUUAUCAAUGAACAUGGUGAUUGCGUUCAUCAUAGCUGUGAUUUUGGACAACACAGUCCCGGGGAGCAAGCAAGAACGCGGAGUUUACGUUUGGUCGGAUAGCGAAACAGCAACGAGAGAACCAGCUCUUGCUAAAGACUAUGAGCUGCCGUUUAGAGUGGGGAGGUUUUUCAGAUGGGUCAAAUGGGUUGGCAUUUGAGAUAAAAACAACAACAGAAGUGGUAAAUAUGUCAGAUGAGAGAGAUCCCUUCUCUUUUUUUUUCUUUCUUCUUUUUCUCUGUUCUUUUGAUUAGUCAGUCUCUCAAUUUUAUAACACAGUGAAGCUUUUGCCUUGGGUCGCAAGUUUGUCUAUUGGAGAGUUUCUUUUUUUGGUUGAAACAGAGAAAAAUGAUGAUGUUGUUGUAAGUUAUAUAGAUUAUGAUCAAAUGCUUUUGUAACUAUGAGAGUUUUAUUCAUUUUUUUUCUCAGUAUA
Messenger RNA from Capsella rubella, 2650 nucleotides. RefSeq names its product nucleobase-ascorbate transporter 12. Lineage: Eukaryota; Viridiplantae; Streptophyta; Magnoliopsida; Brassicales; Brassicaceae. The transcript is spliced from 10 exons. Gene Ontology annotation, molecular function: transmembrane transporter activity. Bases 233 to 2377 code for a protein of 714 amino acids. The record is from RefSeq and is a predicted model, not a curated record. Gene Ontology annotation, biological process: transmembrane transport. Gene Ontology annotation, cellular component: plasma membrane.